Molecule: messenger RNA, 735 nt
Organism: Cokeromyces recurvatus
Lineage: Eukaryota; Fungi; Mucoromycota; Mucoromycetes; Mucorales; Mucoraceae
Exons: 2
Coding region: 357-590 (77 amino acids)
Cellular component (GO): membrane
Molecular function (GO): transmembrane transporter activity
Source: RefSeq, a predicted model, not a curated record
AAGUCAAGAUUUGAAGUUAGAACCUUCUGUUAUUGGCUGGACUGGUCCCCUUGGAGGUAUCACGGAAGUUUCAACAUUUUACGUUUCUCGGAUUUUAUUAAAAAAGUACAAUAUCCGAAACUUAGUUACCUGCGCGCAUUUAACUAUCAUUCUUAGAAAUCUUGUAUAUAAGACACUUUCACCAAACCAGUCAAGUACUUUAAUAAUAGCAUUAAUUUUACAACUCCUUAAUGGUAUGUGAUAUAUAUAUAUAUAUAUAUAUAUAUAUAUAAAUAUGUAGAUGUUCAAGGAAAAGAAAAAAAAGAAAGAAAGAAAGGUUAAUAAUAAUAUUAAAAAAAAAAGGAUUUUCCUACGCCAUGAUUUGGUCCACUUGUGUCUCAGAAGUAGACCAAAUGUUUCCCGUAAAUCAAAGGGCCAUAGCGCAAGGCAUUUUAGCAGCAUUAUUUUCGGGACUCGGGUUUGGAUUAGGGUGUAUUCUAGGCGGUUUCACAUAUGACCAGUAUGGAGCACAAAUGCUGUUUAACGUAUCCAUUAGUGUAGCCAUACUUAGUUUAUUUAUUUUCUGGAGUGGAAGAUUGAUGCAUUGUUAAGAUUAAAUAUAUCCAGGAUACAAGUUAACAAGUAGUAGUAGUAGUAAUGAAGAAAUAUAACAUGUUGUAUUAAAAAAAAUACAGUAAUAAUAAAGAGUUUAUAUGUUUAUGAUUUAAAUGAAUACUAUAACAAAGAUGCUACCCG